AUGUUCAGUCAAAUUAUCAAGUCCGGAAUACAGUCACAGAAGCGUUCAGUGUCCACUGAAAGUCUUCCAAAACUUGCUGUGAAGAAUAAGUUCAAAUCAAGAGGUUCAGCAUUCAACUUCAAACCUCAAAAAGUCGAGCCAGGAGUUUACCAUCAACCAUCUCCAUCCAUCCCUUCGCCUUUGCAGAAAACCCCAAAUGCUUUCUUGCCAGCUUCUGACAUUAGAAAGUCUAGUUCUUCUGAAUACACUGCUGAAGAUGUUUCAUACAUGCCACCAUUGUCCAGUGUAAAGGAAAAGAAGUACCAUUUGACCGCACAACAAAUUGAAGAAAUCAGACAGCUAAGAAACAGUGAUCCAUACACCUACACCAGAAAAGCAUUAGCUAAGAAAUUCGAUUGCUCGGAGUUCUUUGUCAGCUUAGUUGUUGAUUGCCCACCAGAUAGACUUAAGGAUAUGGCAGGAAGAUUGGAUACCAUUAAAUCUACAUGGUCCGUUAGAAAGAAGGAAGCUAAAAGCGACCAUGAAAAGAGAAAACAAAACUGGUACCGUAAUGCUUAG
This is a messenger RNA of Saccharomycopsis crataegensis, 558 nucleotides long. It is a transcript of the gene MRPL20, whose product is annotated as mitochondrial 54S ribosomal protein mL58 MRPL20. The transcript has a single exon. Gene Ontology annotation, cellular component: mitochondrial large ribosomal subunit. Bases 1 to 558 code for a protein of 185 amino acids. The record is from RefSeq and is a predicted model, not a curated record. Gene Ontology annotation, molecular function: structural constituent of ribosome. NCBI's taxonomy places the organism in Eukaryota, Fungi, Ascomycota, Saccharomycetes, Ascoideales, Saccharomycopsidaceae.